Messenger RNA from Amoebophrya sp. A25, 5176 nucleotides. The record is from the annotation of a GenBank genome assembly. NCBI's taxonomy places the organism in Eukaryota, Dinophyceae, Syndiniales, Amoebophryaceae.
UCAUGAUGUUCUUGUUACGAUAUAUUUAUUGAUUGCUGGACAAUUGCACAGAAGACGAGCAGCUCUCCUCUGUUUGGAAACAAGAGAAUCGAAUGUGCUUUACCACGAGCACCAUGACCAUCUUUGAACUCAAGUACUUAUACUAAUUAGUAGAAGUAUCGUCCCCGUCCAACCUAAAAACCUAUUAUUUAACCAAUCAACAUGGACCGUGGCGUCUCGUCUCUGAGUAAACGAGGGCCGCCGAAUUUGGGUUUCAUCAUACAUUGUCGACAGGACGCGCUCGAUAUUCGCAAAUUUUGGCAUUGCACAGUGCUGAUCGGUUUGCUCACUGUCGUCUACGAAACAUGGCAAGGCACCUACAUCGGCGCAUCGCUACGAGGCCUUUUCGUUACGGCGAUGAAGAUGAUGUUGAUGACAAUGACUAUUGCAAUAUCAUGACGUUUAAUAUAUUUAAUCACCUGAUGCUUGUUCUUCGUGUAGCUCACGCUCAUCUUGGUAAGGGGGCGGGAGGAGUCCUCCUCUCUUGGCAUGGUUGUAGUCAAUGGUGAAUAUAACUACUUAUGUAUCUAUACGUACUACUAUACGUUACAAGUAGAGGCAUAAUAUUGGACUAAGUACUUCUUCACGUGGGAGCUACAAUACUAUUCAGGGAUCAAGCGUAGACCUACCAGUUAGGAUAGAGCACAAGCUGAGGCUGCACCACAAGUAGAACAUGGAUGGCCCACAACUUUCACUUCGGAGGAGUAGAGCUCUGCUUCGUUUUCAGUUCGGAUAAGUUGAGCUCUAAUGUGGCUGGUGUAGUGGCCGCAUUGCUUGGUCUUCUGUUGAAUUAUCUCGCACUCACGCGUGUUUUUCUUUUCGCCUUUGGACACCGGACACCGCGAAAUGAAAAUAGUACAAGCUUUUCGUCAACAUCAGCUGCACCAGUUAAGACUGAUAUUUUUAUACUAGUACUUACUUGGUUGGUGUUGUUGCAUAAAGAUGUUGAUGAAUCUCAUCUUCAAUGUGUUUUUACCUCCUUUUUCUACUUCUACAGAUCUGCAGAUGAAGCAUCAGCACUUCAGAAGAUGUGUGUCCUUGCAAUAGAACGGCUUUUCUAGAAUUUUCUGUUCAUCUUCAGUUUUAUAACCGGAACUAGAAGAUCCUCCUGUUCUUGUUGAUGUUGUGGUAGUUUCUUUGAAGAACUGUACUUGUUCUUGUCCAAGGAGUUGUUGUUGUGGCAGCCACUAGAAGAAGUGGAGAAGGAGAGGACUUGGUUCGUCGUAAAUAGUUGUUCUGAAAGCCGCGCUUCUAAGCCGAAGACGAGUACAGGAGGAGAGCAAGAGGAGCUGCGUGCUGCUGUUGUUGACUUUGGGGAGGACGCCGAUGAUUUCGUAUCACCGGUGGUGUCGGAGAAGCAAUAUGAUAAGAUUCUUCACAACGCAGAAGUAGAUUAUGGACGAUGAUGUUGCUAGUUUUCUUCCAUCUUAAACAUAACCAAACGGAGCAUCCUCCUGGCACGUGGUACUUUUUUCAAGUUCUUGUUACAGGAGGAAAAACUGCUGGGAGCAGGAUUAUAAGUAAGUGCUUCUUGGAUGCUUCUCUUCCUUGUUCUAGAUGGAAAGAGCUACUAGAAGUACUUUCAUAAGGAUCGAUUGCUUAGUCUUAGUGCGGCCACGACCCAACAAGGAGGACAGCUACAACCGGCUCCCGUUGGUACAACCGCAGCCCUCUCGUCUUCAUCGGCCACUCCGAAUCAGAGCGGGGUUACCGAAGAGUAUGGUAAGGCUGAUUUGUUUUCAUAUAAUUCACAUCAUCUUUGUUAUCUCACUAUAUUUCUUGAUAUUCUAAGGUCUCUACAUCUUUAUUCACAUCUUCUUCAUCUUUGGAAGAGUGUCACUAUAUUUCUUGAUAUUCUAAGGUCUCUACAUCUUUAUUCACAUCUUCUUCAUCUUUGGAAGAGUGUCACUAUAUUUCUUGAUAUUCUAAGGUCUAGUACACGCUUAUUUCAGGGGAUACGCCUCUUUUUCAAUUAAAUGUUCUAGUGCAGGGGUUUGUUAGUUAUCUAAACGACCUACAAUCUAGUCGUCUCAUCAUUAUUUCAAGGGAUACUUUUGCGCAACAUGCACGGCCGUUCCCUACCUUUAUCCGAGGACAUAUUGUGCUCAAAAAGAAUAUCGAGCGGGAGGAAGGACGGUUGUAGUCUCCUUCUAUCUCGUCUACUUCUAGGUAGUAUAUCCACUUGUAUACUGCCUCGUCUACAACUCCACAACAACUUCUCUAACAGUCACCCACAACAAUUUCUCCUUCUAAGUAUGCAGCUGUCGGGAGAGCAGAUCUGUCCCCAACGUCGGUGCAAAUGAAUUCCUCAUGGAAUCACGCGACUUCGUCUUUCGUUCCCUCCACUGUGUCGACACCCAGGGAAGCGGGGAUUGACGGAUCAGGCGUACAACAAGGUAUUGCUUAAGGCGAGGAUCAUUUCUACGACAAUUAGUCUAAUUACGUGGUGGAAGCAUGAGAAUUAUAAGUAGACUGUUGAGGUACAACUCCGGAGCAGGCCGUUGUAGUUUGUGCAUGGAGCACUAAGCAUCCGUAUUGAUAAUUUCAGUGCGCAUCAUGAUCAUGCCAUUAGGACUACGUGCGCGAUCUACAUCGUCUCCGCGACAGGCAAUCGUGGAAGCAUCACGACCAGUUUUAUUCUAGAGGAGAGCUAUUUUUGCACAAGAUUCUCGAAGAUGACUAGUAAUGUUAGAAGAAGAAAUUUGUUAGGUGACGAUGAGGCUCAUCUUGUUGUUUAACAAAACUAGAAGCAUUAGCAUGGAGGUUUACCCUUCGUGGCGCUAAGUCGAACACGAAGAAGGAGCCGCUCCAGGUCAUUUUGGUGUAGCUGUAGUUGGGGCUUCUUCUAGUAGCAGCGCUAGGGGACAAAAGUCGUCAGUGCCACGAUUAUUAGCUACCUAUCGGAAGCAGCGAACAGAGUAUCGCAAACGACGAGACUUGCGAUUGGUGCUUUUUCCGCGUGAGCCGAGUGGUCGGGCAUACGUUUACCCGGCUUGCGGGGAACGGGCGCUCGCCGGGCGAUGUCCGUUCAGCGGCGCUGGGGUGGCGAUUUGGGUGUGGCGAGAGGUCUGGAAAAUUUGGAUGUGGCUAUCAGUCCUCUACGGCCUUCUCAGUUUCUUGCAGGCAGUUUUAUGAAUACAUCAUCAAAUGGUGGAUCAUUCUUCUCGUCAUGCUGCAAAAAUGCACCUAGACCUACUUUCUCUUUGUUGACUGAAAGACAAAUGUUGUAAAAAGUUGUCAGAAGUACUUAGCGUAUUUAAUUUGAAAUUGGAAUCAGCAACUGACUGAACUCGAGCUUUGGCACUGGGGGCUUGAUUAAACCUUGUGAUUCUGCUACUAGUUCUCGAGGUGAUGUGAGCAUAGGAAUCGAUCGGAGUUGAACUUAUACUUAAUCUGAUGAACAUAACUACCCGUUUUCAGCUUUAAGUCGCGGGUUUUUUCCGAUGUUGAAUACGCGUGGUGGAAAUGACAGGGAGGAUGCUGUUCGGUCCGCAGUAGUUAUGGCCACCUGUGUACAAAUACAUGAUCGUCUAGGUGUUCUUGAGCAUGCAUCCUCCUCUAAAAAUAUGGCCAUGUUUUUAGAGGUCAUCUCAAUCGUGAUCUAACAAACUUGAAAGUAGUAACCGUAACGCAUUGAAAGAAUUUACUCCCUCUUGCGACCGCUCGCACUAGACAGUACCUCACGAAGAGGCAAAUGAAUGAAUGAAAGCUGCUAACCUCUAGCAGCUCCACCUCCACUACUACUACAACUCUAAUCAGUAUCAUCAGCUCGUGAUGGGAUAUACGUUAUUUCUUUUUAUGGCGCAUACAACAUUCGUGCUCUGUGCGAUGUUCUGCAUCGGAAAGCUGUCUAUCAUGCUCGAUCGGACAACCGAAAAUGCAACUGUCUUUCAAUUAAGGCUGUGAAUGAAUGAAAGAAGUUUUGCUUCUCUAUCUUCACUUCCUAUUCAUUCAUCUGACACGGACACGGAGGAACUACUUACUUUAAUUAGGAUGAUGAAGAAGAUCCCCGUUAUAACUGCUCUGUCCACGGUGCAGAUUCUCUAUUGGGAGAAGGUGGUAGAUUCCUCUUGCUGCUCUUGUUGUUGUUAUGCUUAGACAUUUUUUUCCAGUACGCACAACAAGACUCGAGGACUAUGACAAAGCAGCUCUAAUUGCAGCAGAGGUGAACGCGCUCAGAGAUCGAGCUGCGGCUAGUGGUCGCAUACCCACGUGGCCGAAGAUCGAAUGCGAGCAAGGGGGUGCUGGAGCAGGAAAUUCAAACAACGUUAAGGGAAACUUCGAUUGGUAUUCAUUGGUCUCAUCCAUUGAGUGGUCUACUGUGUAUUGUAACCGCAUGAUGUCGUGUUGUUGAAAGCAUCACAAGUCGUGGUGAAGAUACUAGAGGUGAAAAAUCUUCAUGCGUUUGAUGCGCACAUAGUAGAGACAACGACAUCCAGGUCCUCGGACUCGUCCAAGUGCUGGGAGUUUUUGCUUCGUGUUUUCGUCCUUCCCCACUGCGUUCAAAUAGAUGUUGAUCUGAUCAUCAUAAUAGUUAGAUACAUCAUGACAACGUUUUAGCAUCUUCUUCGUGUAACAAGGCACGACAGGCGCACUUUCUAACCCCAGAACUGCUGGAGAAGCAGGUUUCGCCUCGACGGCUACUACAGGAGUACCUACAGCGGGAGUUCAACAACAGGACAUGUUGACACCAGGAGAGCAAGCAACGACAAUACCAAAUGUCGUGAUUGGGGGUACGCCAUUACACGAAAAUAACGUCGUUGGACGACCUGUGCCGAGAGACCAACAACCGGAACACAUUCGAAACGAACUCGCGUUGAAGAGCAUUGUUUGAGCUGUCCCCGUUGUCUCGACGGUGGUCAAGAAGGGACACCGCAGGGCCACACACAUUCUUGAGCGUUAUUUUCCUUCGGUACUCCCACUAUAGUUAGCUUACUACACCACUUCUUAUUCUUUUAUCUUUGUCUUUCUCCAUUUUCUUCGCGCUUUGCUUCCUCCAGACACGGAACUACUUAAGUAAUCGAAAAAGGUGGCAUUAGUAGCCUGAGAAACCGAAACGAGUGCAACAGGAACCAGAAGACGACUCGUCUCGUCGAGGCGCAAGAUCCUUUUCUGCAGAUUGAUUCUGACGCUUCAC